AUGUUAGGGUGGAGAAGCGUGUACUUGGGGCUGGUGGCCCUUCGCUUCGUGUUUGGCUUAGCCGACUCCUACAUCCACCCUGAUGAACACUUCCAGCUGAUGGAGGUGCUUACCCAUCGUCUUCUCGGCUAUAAUUGGACCGAGGCGUGGGAGUUCACGUCGAAAGCGCGGUCGUUAAUGCCGUUAUACGCCGCCUACGGUCCCUUGGUAUGGUUGAACCACUACAUGGGAUUGCUGCCCCUCCAAUUGUGGUACCUCAUCCGUCUCGGCCAGCUUGUGGUGCUGUGGAUGAUGAUUGACUGGUGCAUCCACCGUAUGCUCCCCACCAAGCCCGAACGGGUCAAGGCGACGUUAUUUGUGGCGACUCUGUACAUAACAUUGGCCCACCAGUCCCACUUGUUUCUGAAUUGUUUGGAACUGGUGUUACUAAUGGUAGCGGUGUUUAUGAUCGAUGAUAUUCGGGGCAGCAUGCACACCCACAAGUGGCGGAUGAACGCGGCUCUCGCCGUGGUGGUUGCCGUCGGUUUGUUUACCCGAAUUACGUUUCCAGCAUUCCUUAUCAUCCCCGGUUGGUUCGUCUUGCAGUAUUGGUGGAACUACCCUCCCAUCGGGUUUGCUGCCAUCAUCGUGUUUGGCCUCACCUGCUUGGGACUUGUGGCAGGCGAUAGUUACCUCUACGGCGAGCCCUGGACUGUGGCUCCGCUCAAUAACCUUAAGUAUAAUGUCCUGGUCGACAAUCUUGCUCAGCAUGGCCUUCACCCUUACUGGACUCACAUUGCUGUCAAUUUACCGCAGUUAUUAGGUCCCGGGAUCAUCUUUUUGUUUUGGGGCAAAGCCUAUAAGCGUACGGUUCCGUUUUUGACAGUGGUGCUGGGGCUCGUAUUCCUUUCAGUAGUGCCCCAUCAAGAAGCCCGGUUCUUGAUUCCCUUGGUUCCGGUGGCGUGCUGCUGCUUCAAUCUUGAUUUGGGUUGGGUCACUCCUUGGCUCAUCAAAUUAUGGUACUUGUUUAACCUCGCGUUGGCGGUACUUAUGGGUGUGUUCCAUCAAGGCGGUGUGGUGCCGGCAGUGGACUAUUUAAGGCAACAGCGACAAGUUGAGGAGCCCAUCACUCAGCUAUGGUGGCGUACAUAUUCUCCGCCGACGUGGAUGUUAGCGGACACCUCAAAUCAGUAUCAAUUUGUCAAGUCAUCGGUUGCUGCUUCAAGCUCACAAUUGGCGGUGGUCGAUUGUAUGGGCAUGGACCCCGAAGAGUUUACCGAUUACGUCAAUAAGUACCCCAAACCGGUAUACGUUGUGAUGCCUCAAGCCUCUUUUGCCACCGUCGAAUCCAGUUUGGAAGGUACUGUCAACAAGACGUGGUCAUUCUGGUACCACUAUGAUCUUGAUCAUUUGGACUUUAGCGACACCAACACGUUGCAUCCAGGGUUAUCCAUUUUUCAUAUCAUCUAA
Molecule: messenger RNA, 1449 nt
Organism: Diutina rugosa
Lineage: Eukaryota; Fungi; Ascomycota; Pichiomycetes; Serinales; Debaryomycetaceae
Gene: SMP3
Product: glycosylphosphatidylinositol-alpha 1,2 mannosyltransferase
Exons: 1
Coding region: 1-1449 (482 amino acids)
Biological process (GO): GPI anchor biosynthetic process
Cellular component (GO): endoplasmic reticulum membrane
Molecular function (GO): alpha-1,2-mannosyltransferase activity
Source: RefSeq, a predicted model, not a curated record